Molecule: messenger RNA, 1734 nt
Organism: Nerophis lumbriciformis (worm pipefish)
Lineage: Eukaryota; Metazoa; Chordata; Actinopteri; Syngnathiformes; Syngnathidae
Source: RefSeq, a predicted model, not a curated record
AUGAACAUGGCGGCGCUCCACAGCGAGUUUGGGGAUCUGGUGCAAAUAAAAAAACAGCUACUUUCUGUUACGUGGCUAUGCAAAGAAAGAGGACUUCUACAUAGCGCCAAGUGGGCUUCUGAGUUGGCCUUUGCUUUGGAUCCUCUUCCCAAAGAUGCCUUGCCACUCCCGAACCCUUUUUCAGAGGAUGAUAUACAAGACCUUGAUGCACUCACGCUGGCUAAAUCCUACUUCGAUUUGAAAGAGUAUGACCGUGCUGCCUACUUUUUGAAGGGCUGCACCAGUCAGAAGGCUUAUUUCCUCUACAUGUAUUCGCGUUAUCUGUCUGGAGAGAAAAAGAAGGAUGAUGAAACAGUUGACAGCCUGGGUCCUUUGGAGAAGGGCCAAGUGCGCAACGAAGCUUUGCGAGAAUUGAGGGUGGAGCUGAGUAAAAAGCACAAUGCAGGAGAGCUGGAUGGUUUUGCCUUAUACCUGUAUGGAGUGGUGCUUCGAAAGCUGGAUCUACUAAAGGAGGCAGUGGAAGUUUUUGUCGAGGCUAUUCAAGCACUUCCUCUUCACUGGGGGGCAUGGCUGGAGCUGAGCAACCUCGUCACCAACAUCGAAAUGUUGAAGUCCCUGUCUUUGACCGACAGCUGGAUGAAGGACUUCUUCCUGGCCCACAUGUACACAGAACUUCAAAUGAUCAAGGAGGCGCUGCAGAAGUACCAGAACCUCAUGGACGCUGGUUUCACCAAGAGCACUUACAUCAUCUCGCAGAUGGCCGUGGCCUACCACAAUAUCCGAGAUAUUGACCAGGCAGUGGCUCUGUUCAACAAGUUGAGGAUAGAAGAUCCUUACAGGAUUGACAACAUGGACACCUUUUCCAACCUGCUUUAUGUCAAAAUUAUGAAACCAGAGUUGAGUUACUUGGCUCACACGUUGGUGGAGAUCGACAAAUACAGAGUGGAGACAUGCUGUGUUAUUGGUAACUACUACAGCUUGCGCUCACAGCACGAAAAAGCGGCCUUGUAUUUUCAACGGGCCCUCAAACUAAAUCCUCGCUGCCUAAGCGCCUGGACUCUCAUGGGCCACGAGUACAUGGAGUUAAAGAACACGUCAGCAGCCAUCCAAGCUUACAGACACGCCAUUGAAGUGAACAAGCGGGACUAUCGGGCCUGGUACGGCUUAGGUCAGACUUAUGAAAUUCUCAAGAUGCCCUUCUAUUGUCUUUACUAUUAUCGAAAGGCUCACCAACUCAGGCCCAAUGACUCACGCAUGUUGGUUGCACUGGGUGAAAGCUAUGAAAAGCUAUCCCAGACAGCUGAAGCAAAAAAGUGUUACUGGAGGGCAUACUCGGUUGGAGAUGUAGAGAAAAUGGCUUUACUUAAACUGGCAAAGCUUCAUGAACAGCUGAACGAACAUGACGACGCAGCCCAGAGUUACAUGCUUUACACAGAAGACGUCUUCUCCUGUAGAGAACAGUUAGAACACACUGAAGUGAGCACAGCACUCAAAUACCUCGGUCAGUACUAUUUCAAGAACAAACUAUACGACGAGGCGUCACUCUGUGCCCAGCGUUGUUGCGACUACAAUGACGCACGAGAAGAAGGGAAAGCUCUACUGCGGCAAAUCUCUCAGGUGAGAGAUCAGGCAGAGACGCCGUCAUGCGAUCUUUUUGCACCACUCUCCAACAACAAUAACACGACUCCUGUGAGGAGAGUGUCACCACUUAAUCUCAUCUCCUUUACACCCUGA